Messenger RNA from Linnemannia hyalina, 1242 nucleotides. NCBI's taxonomy places the organism in Eukaryota, Fungi, Mortierellomycota, Mortierellomycetes, Mortierellales, Mortierellaceae. The record is from the annotation of a GenBank genome assembly.
AUGGGUUUCACCGAUGAUGCGUACAUAAAGUACAAGGCUGAGCAGGAGCCAUUACUUCCAGGUGUCGCCUACGCCGGAGCAGCUGCUGUAGCUGGAUCCAUGCUUGUCAACCGCGUCCCAAGAAUGUCUGUGAAGAUCCUGACUCCCUUGACAUUAGCCGCCGUGACUGGAGCCUACUUCCUCCCAGCCCACUACGACCAGCUCAAACACACCUGGAUCCCCCUCAAAGUCUCUCACCCUGGUGAGACUGCCUCGUCUACACCCUCUGCCUCUCUGCAGGAUCUCAAGCAAACAACCGAGGACACGGCCUUGGACUUGGGACACAAGACCAUCGACGCUGUCGACGAUAUCGCUCGCCAGACACAGGCCAGCUGGGAGGAUAUCAAGCGCAAGAGCGAGAAUCUUGCAGAGGCGUACAAGGAGACUGGUCAGGACCAUGUCAAUAAGGGCGUCGAGAAGUCGGUUAAUGAGGCCAAGUCCUGGUUGGAUAGCCAGAGAGCCGAGGCCGAUCGUCUCUUGCAUGAGACGGCUUCAGUCAUCGCCGCCAAGGUUGGCUCCACAGACCAUACGAACAAGUUCCAUAACAUGCCCCAGAAUGCCAAGGAGUCUGCCUUCUACAAGGAGACUACUGCAGGUGAACAGCCUUCUUCCUCCAGAUGGUUAUGGUGGGGUGGCGGAAACAGCAGCAGCUCAACGGCUGAGACACCAGCCGUCUCCACCAAGACUGAGACUACCCCUACAACUCAACGCCCGCGCAGGGUCUCUAUCGACAAGGCCGUUGCCUCCGCAGCCAUCAAGCAACACGACUAUGUCGUCAACCACGCGUCCCUGUUGGGAUUGAACGCCGAAGACACUGCCCGCAAGGUCCACGAGAACGUUGUCGAUGCCUCAGUGCCCAAGGAACGUCAGAGCCGUAACGAAAAGCACCCGAUCGAACUCUCCCGCCGUGCCUCCAUGAGCGACUACAAAGACGGAAAGUACAUCGUCAAGGUCGUCCCUGGUGCCAAGGAUGAUGAACUCCCCGAGCGCGUUGGUCGUAUGAACGCCCUCAGGCGUGAUCUUCACCAUGGACUCCAAAACAUCGAAAAGCGUGCCCAUAUGCUGUACGAUGGUGUUGAGCAUCUUGAGCACAAGUUGAACCAGCGUAUCGAGAAGAACCUCCAGGAAGAGGCGGAUUUCUGGCACAGGCAGGAGAUGAAGGAGCAGGCCAAUGCGCGUGGCGGCAGUGGUCGUGCCAUGUAA